This is a messenger RNA of Penicillium expansum, 651 nucleotides long. RefSeq names its product Zinc finger, C2H2. Lineage: Eukaryota; Fungi; Ascomycota; Eurotiomycetes; Eurotiales; Aspergillaceae. The coding region runs from base 1 to 651 and encodes 216 amino acids. The record is from RefSeq and is a predicted model, not a curated record. The transcript has 2 exons.
AUGUUUACUUGUACCCCCUGCAACUGCAAUUUCAAAGACCAAGCUGGCCUUGACCACCAUCUCCAACUCUCCCUCGCCCAUGCCUUCGACUGCAAACCAUGUGGUCAGGCGUUUAACUCCUGGGAACUUCUCGGAAUCCACUGCGAGUCCACCUUGCACCAGCGAAUGAUGAACUCCCCUCUCAACGCCUUCUUCUGCUCCUGGUCCGGCUUUUUAUUCCAUGCACAGCUCCCGCCGCAUAGAAAUUGGGACGAACUGCGUAAGUUCUGUUGCUGGGAUGAUCAAAGCCCCCAGUAUCGUGCAGCUUGGAUUCAAUACCAGGAUGCGCUAGCUUCAGAAGUGACCAUCUGGUUCGGCGAUGUCUUGGAGCUUGAGUCCUGGCACAAGCUUUGUGGUGCAGUUGGGAUUAGUCCGCUUCCCAGCACUUGUGCCAAUGGUUAUUGGGCUAUUCGAGACCUCCACGUCAAUAUCAUUGACCUCAUUCAGUGGGCUCGCACUGGUAGCAAUGGCGAGGUUAAGCGCUGGAGAAAUAAUGCUGCUCUUUUUGAGUAUUCGAUCGCGACCAAGAAGAUCUUUGAGCGGGACUUGACUACCAGAGACAACCCAAAUAUUGUUCUGCGGCAUUUGGCUAGCUGCAUGCUCCCUCGUUAG